Yamadazyma jaroonii is the source of this 291-nucleotide messenger RNA. Lineage: Eukaryota; Fungi; Ascomycota; Pichiomycetes; Serinales; Debaryomycetaceae. The record is from the annotation of a GenBank genome assembly.
AUGAACAUUUCAAGAUUUUUUAGUAGAAUUACAAGGACUCAGUUAGAGACUGCCAAAUUUGGUUUUUACCUUUUCACUCCAAUUUUGGUGAUGACAUAUGUUGGUGUUAAUGCUGAUGAAAAGUUUAAUUUACCAGGAUUUUGGCCUGAUCCAGCUACUUUAAAUCAAAUCCCAAAGGAAAAACAUGAAAUCCAAGCUGAACUUGCAAGAAUCAGAAGAGAAAGAAUCGAAAAAAGAAAAAGAUUGGAAGCUAAAGCUAAAGAAUUGGGUAUUAAUGUUGAUGAAGAAUAA